AUGUCAGAUUCGACGGGGACCACAGCGGGCGGGAUAACAGGAGCAAUAAGGGUCGGGGCAGCGCUGGACGGUGCUUCGUGUGACACUACAGGUCCAGCUGCGGAUUUCUUUUUCUCGUUGGACGGGCGGUUGGAGCAAUGCGGGGACUAUCCGUUCACAAACUACGACGGCGCAACGCGUCCAGUAACCGUCUUCGGCUUCAUCCCAAGCGGAGAAUCAUUCAUUAUCGACCCCCAAUCCGACGACGCCUUCGACUGGAGAGUCAUCUUCCGAGCUGGAACUCAGAUUACUUUCUACAUGCGCGACGCGGAAGGACGAAACGGCGGGACUUCACGAAUCAUCUCCGUCGAAGAAUCGAGCGACGACUCGUGCUUACCACCACCAACACCAACGACCCCCAGUACCCCUGCGUCCACAUCCCAAUCCUCUUCUGGUACAGGAACCCCAAGCCCCAGCGGUGUGAAAGGCGGAUCCACCAAUGAAGACGACAUCAAAGGUGGCGGCAGCGGUGGGAACACGAGCAAGGACUCAAAGAACGAGGACGGGCCAAACAUCGGCGUUAUCGUAGGCGCAGCGGUCGGCGGCCUCGCGUUCCUCGCCAUCUUCGUCUUCCUCGGAAUAUUCUUCGUCAAACGUAAUACCAACCCGCCAGCCCCGUCGAUUCAUACGGGGAAGUCGAUUACGGAUGUUGGGACCCUUGCGACGUUUGGGACGGCGCCUACUGUACCGCUACCGCCACAUGAGGCUUUACCGAGUGUUCGACCGUAUGAUGUGGGUGCGGGUGGGGGGAUGGGAAUGGGAAUGGGAACGGGAACGGGGAUGGACUCGCAGGGUGCGGUAGCGGGAGGUGGACUCUACGCGAGUUACAAAUCCUCGUCCAAUCCGAAUGGGAAUGGUUAUGGGGCGUACCAGCGCGUUCCAUACGAAGCUUCAAGCCCGAACUACCAAACAACGCCCGACGUCUUCUCGUCCCAACAAGCCGAGUUCAACCCCUACGCGCCUGCACACACCGCUUACAACAGCCACUCCUCGCAAGGCUCGACAGGGGCUGGCACUGCUGCUCCGACCGCCUACGGCUACAACCAACCACAAUCUCAGCCAAAUCAAGAGCCGUAUACGCAUUAUCGCCAGGGCUCACAUCCGUACUCGACACCGGCGGCGUACCAGCCGACGUACGAGCCGUCUGAUAGCUCACCUACGAGGCCGAGUCAUCAGCAGCAGCAGUACUCGCCGCGGCAACAGACGAGCACCCUUUCGUCGUCGGUCCACCAGUCGUCGCCGCGCCCGGUGGUGCGGCAUCGCGACAUUGACGAUCCUGGUACGCCUGAGGACCUGCCACCGGAGUAUUCAGAUAGACGAGCUCCGAUACCUGGUCUGCCCAAUUCGCGAAUUACUUGA
This is a messenger RNA of Coprinopsis cinerea okayama7#130, 1398 nucleotides long. RefSeq lists its product as hypothetical. The record is from RefSeq and is a predicted model, not a curated record. The coding region runs from base 1 to 1398 and encodes 465 amino acids. The transcript is spliced from 4 exons. Lineage: Eukaryota; Fungi; Basidiomycota; Agaricomycetes; Agaricales; Psathyrellaceae.